AUGCUGGUCAACGCGCCGAGGUAUCGUCCCACUGGGCGACCUCAUUCCCGUCCGGAGAGACGGAAUAAAUCAUCGAAGGCUCCUGUCACAACGGCAGUGAAGGCAGCAGCUGUUGAUUCCACCACUGAGGACGACUCUGGAGUGAAGAAAGAGAAGCGCCGUGAUAGACGCCGUAGAAAUUACAGAGGGAGGAUAGAGCAAGGUACAAAAAAGGUCGUUCCUGAAGCCCCGCUAGUCGGUGCGUAG
Molecule: messenger RNA, 246 nt
Organism: Perkinsus marinus ATCC 50983
Lineage: Eukaryota; Perkinsozoa; Perkinsida; Perkinsidae
Exons: 3
Coding region: 1-246 (81 amino acids)
Source: RefSeq, a predicted model, not a curated record